AUACAAUACAUUGCAUAACCACAAACAAAACAUUCCACAUGGCGGAUAAGGAAGGAGAAGUGGUCUGCAUCACCGGCGCCAGCGGCUUCAUUGGCUCUUGGAUCGUCCAACUUCUGCUCCGCCGUGGCUACUCCGUUCGCGCCACCGUUAAAAAUCUAGGGGACGAGACAGAAACGAAGCACUUGGAAGCCAUUGAAGGAGCUGAUUCCCGCCUUCGCCUCUUCCAGAUCGAUUUGCUUGACUAUGACUCCAUUGCCGCCGCUAUCACCGGCGCCGCAGGCGUCUUCCAUGUCGCUUCCCCUUGUAUCAUCGAUCAAGUCGACGACCCUCAGCGAGAGCUGUUGGACCCUGCAAUUAAGGGAACCCUAAAUGUACUCAAGGCGGCCAAAAAUCUCAACGUUCGGCGCGUGGUUGUCACGUCUUCUAUAUCUGCCAUGAUUGCCGGCUCCGACACUCUGGCAGACGUCGGUGAAGAUUCUUGGGUUGAUGAGGAUUAUUGCCGCCAAAAUGGGCUUUGGUAUCCUCUUUCAAAAGCACUUGCUGAAAAAGCUGCAUGGAAAUUUGCCGAGGAAAAUGCUCUGGAUAUUGUUGUGGUGAAUCCAGGAAUGGUAGUUGGUCCGGUACUUCCCCCAGCUCUAAAUUCGAGCAUGCAAUUGAUGGUUCACGUACUUCAGGGUCGUGAUUUUAACAAAAGCUUCUUUAUGGCAUUAGUACAUGUGAAAGAUGUAGCUCUUGCUCACCUACUGUUGUAUGAGAACACAUCAGCAGCUGGAAGACAUCUCUGUGUUGAAUCUUUAUCACGCUACGGUGAAUUUGCUGAACAGAUGGAGAGAACCUACCCUGAAUACAAGUUGCCCAGGUCUAGUAAAGAAAAGCAACAUGGAUCAGUAAAGAGCGAGGCUGCAUUGAAGAAGCUGAUAGAUCUGGGUGUGAAAUAUGCUCCUAUGGAUCAGAUUGUUAAGGAUGCUAUUGAAAGUUUGAGGAGCAAAGGAUAUAUUUCGUGAAAAGAGUUAAGAAUUAUGUAAUUAUUGGACAUAAGUUGGCUUUACAUCUGUGGGGAGCUAUUUCAUUGGGAGAGUGAGAAAACAAAACUUAUGUUUUGAUGGAGUCCGUGUGGAUGUAAAACGACAUUGAUGUAGUAUGUUAAUUAUGCAGUAUAUGCAACACGAAAUAAACUUUAUGUAUAGAAUCUUAUUUUAUUUGCUUCUCCAGCAGCAAAAAUGUUUUCUAUUUCCA
This is a messenger RNA of Salvia hispanica, 1236 nucleotides long. Its product is annotated as cinnamoyl-CoA reductase CAD2-like. Lineage: Eukaryota; Viridiplantae; Streptophyta; Magnoliopsida; Lamiales; Lamiaceae. The record is from RefSeq and is a predicted model, not a curated record. Gene Ontology annotation, molecular function: oxidoreductase activity, acting on the CH-OH group of donors, NAD or NADP as acceptor.